AUGACGCCUUCGUAUGAGUCUCCCAUGCCACCGUCCGAAGUCUUCGAAGACAGCAUCAGGCCUUGCAACAUCAUGCAGCUGGGAAUCCCGUCGAUGUCGAAGACUUGGCGGUGCCAUUUGAGCCUUGGUGAACACUUUGAAGAUGCAUUCGCCUUGCGACUUCGAAAGACACUUCCAGCUGGAGAAGUUUUGCGCAUCCAGAAUCCUGAGGACCCAGUGGUGGACCUGACAACUUUGGAUCAAAAAGGCCUGAAAUGCUGUGACGUUUGGUGGGUGCGUGAUGGUGGACACGUCAUGUGCUUCGGAGCAUCCCGCGGCCUGGCAUGGCGCCUCAGAAAGUGGGUGGAGUGCAAAGCGACACUCGUACAAAUUUGA
This is a messenger RNA of Durusdinium trenchii, 375 nucleotides long. Lineage: Eukaryota; Dinophyceae; Suessiales; Symbiodiniaceae. The record is from the annotation of a GenBank genome assembly.